AUAAGGCGAGCCUGCGACCCCCGCUCUCCGGGAGGGCGGGCAGGGGCUCCGCAUCCCUAGCACCCCCGCACAUGGAUGCGCACGUCGCUUUCUCGGGCUUCCCGGCCCUGCCCUCAGUCUCGCCGUCGGGGCCGAAGCCGUCGCCGCUGCUAGCCGUCGCCGAGCCGGGACACGAGCCCGAGGAGGUGACCAGCGGCGGGGACGUGGAGCCCACGGCCGCAUCGGGCCCGGGGAGGAGGCGCCGGCGGCCGCUGCAGCGCGGGAAGCCUCCCUACUCGUACAUCGCGCUCAUCGCCAUGGCCCUGGCGCACGCUCCGGGCCGCCGUCUCACGCUGGCCGCCAUCUACCGCUUCAUCACCGAGCGCUUCGCCUUCUACCGCGACAGCCCGCGCAAGUGGCAGAACAGCAUCCGCCACAACCUCACCCUCAACGACUGCUUCGUCAAGGUGCCGCGCGAGCCGGGCAACCCGGGCAAAGGCAACUACUGGACGCUCGACCCCGCGGCCGCCGACAUGUUCGACAACGGCAGCUUCCUGCGGCGCCGCAAGCGCUUCAAGCGCGCCGAGCUGCCCGCGCCGCCCCCGCCGCCCUUCCCCUACGCGCCCUUCCCGCCCGCGCCCGCGCCCGCGCCGCCCGCGCGCCUCUUCCGCCUGGACAGCCUGCUGGGCUUGCAGCCCGAGCCGCCGGGGCCGGUGGCGUCCGAGCCGCCCUGCUGCUCCGCGCCCGACGCCACCUUCCCGCCCUGCGCCGCCGCCGCCGCCGCCGCCGCCGCCUCGCCGCCGCUCUACCCGCCCGCGCCGCUGCCCGCCGAGCCUCUCCUGGCCUUGGCGGGACCGGCCGGUGCGCUCGGGCCGCUCAGCCCCGGGGACGCCUACCUGAGACAGCCGGGCUUCGCCCCGGGGCUGGAACGCUACCUGUGAGGCGCUCUCCCGCUGCGGGAGCACCUGGCCGAGGCUCCAGCCCUCGCUGGAGCAGAGCGCGCUAGUCUCCGGGGUCCACAUGCAGCUUGGCGCUCUCUGCUGAGUCCCCUAACCUUGCCUCGAGCUAGACCUUCCUUGCCUUCCUCCAUCCCGGGGGGAGACUCUGACCAUCUCACCACCACCGGACUGACGCCCCCUCCCUGAUUUGAGGCCUUCACUCCUCCCUCUACAUGUACGCCCCACCUAUGCACCCCCACAGUGCCGCGUCUCAUACCCUGCAGCUGGACGGUCACCAGUGGGGCCUCUAGCCCCGAGAGUCCUGGUGAGUUCCAGUCUGGAAGCUUUCAGUCUCAAGCCACCCCCUCGACCUCUGAUGUUUUGCCAACAUUAGAUAGAGGUCAGACUCCUGGGUUCAUUACUUUCAUGCCAUCUUCCGCCAUUUACCGACAAGUUUGACAGGUUUGUCCCCUACCCUGGCUUUACCUGUCUACCCUUGGUUUCUUACUGAGCCCCCUCCCACACAGACACACCUGGCUGCUCUGUUCCAGGUUCUGAGGCAGUUCUUCAGACUUUUCAAGGUAACAGCACCAAGGUCUCCUGAACGAAGGGAGGAUUAGUGGGCCUCUGUGAC
Messenger RNA from Peromyscus eremicus (cactus mouse), 1551 nucleotides. It is a transcript of the gene Foxe3, whose product is annotated as forkhead box E3. Bases 72 to 920 code for a protein of 282 amino acids. Lineage: Eukaryota; Metazoa; Chordata; Mammalia; Rodentia; Cricetidae. The record is from RefSeq and is a predicted model, not a curated record. Gene Ontology annotation, molecular function: DNA-binding transcription factor activity, RNA polymerase II-specific; RNA polymerase II cis-regulatory region sequence-specific DNA binding. The transcript has a single exon. Gene Ontology annotation, biological process: regulation of transcription by RNA polymerase II; cell differentiation; anatomical structure morphogenesis.